This is a messenger RNA of Parnassius apollo (apollo), 594 nucleotides long. Lineage: Eukaryota; Metazoa; Arthropoda; Insecta; Lepidoptera; Papilionidae. The record is from the annotation of a GenBank genome assembly.
AUGUUGCAUCAGGUUAAUUCGUAUGUAUGCAGUUUUAAAUCGGUAUUAAAAGCUCUUCCUCAAGAUGGUGAUAACAAUUAUAAAAUUGUUAUAAAUGCCGAUAGGCGUUCAACUCACGAAUACCCUGGGCGUUAUAACGUUCCAUCCACGAAUGAAGUUGCUGUAGUAUUGGUUGACCAGGAAUAUGAUGCUGUACAAUUAUGGGAAAAAUAUAAAGAAAAAUUUGCAGAAGACUUUCUUUGGAAUAUAUCUCACAAUGAUGAAGGUGCAUUUAAUGAUAAUUUCCGUGAUUUUACCAUAAAUCUGUGCUUAUUAGCUCUUCAGGAAGACUUAACAGUAGUAGGCGGUAAAUCACUCUAUGAAUAUGGUUUGCCAACACCAACCUCAGUCGAAGAGGUAACCAAUAGGGAAUAUUCCGCAGAGAUUGGUUACAACUCAAUGGAACUGCUGGCAACAUUAGAAAACGGUGUCCCAAUGAUGACUGCAGAACAACGUUCAGUCUAUGAUCGCGUGUGCGAGAGUGUUCAGAAUAAUUUGGGAACAAUAUGGUUUUUAGAUGCAACUAAGGUAAGGAAAACUUAUUCUGACGCCUGA